This is a messenger RNA of Tetranychus urticae (two-spotted spider mite), 1419 nucleotides long. RefSeq lists its product as uncharacterized. Lineage: Eukaryota; Metazoa; Arthropoda; Arachnida; Trombidiformes; Tetranychidae. Gene Ontology annotation, biological process: regulation of transcription by RNA polymerase II. Gene Ontology annotation, molecular function: RNA polymerase II transcription regulatory region sequence-specific DNA binding; DNA-binding transcription factor activity, RNA polymerase II-specific. The record is from RefSeq and is a predicted model, not a curated record.
CAGCCUCAACAUUGACAAAUACAGCGACAACAGUUACACCUUCAGUAUCUAUGUCAAUUUCAUCCAUAACUACACCAGCAUCAAUGAUAGCGUCACCAAAUUCAUCAGCUGGACCACCAAUAACCUCAAGUUCAGAGCAAAAAUUGCCCCUCACUUCAUCUUUGUCCUCGACAACUCCAACCACUUCACCAUCAUCCAAAGAUUUAGCAUUGGCUUCACCGUUAAUCAGCAAAAUGGCUUCUCAUUUUGAUCACUCGUUGUGGCGUCCAUCGUUAGGAAUGUCACCGUCUUUACCAAAUUUUCGAUAUCCAUUGAUGUCUCCUUUAGUUUUUGAAAGGUUUCCCCAUCUACUUUCAGCAUACCAUCCAAUGCUAAUCUCGCAACAAUUGGCUGCCUAUUCAUCAGCUAAUUUCAAAGGUAUGUGUGGCUGUUGUCCUCCAACGGAUUCUAUCAAUGGCUCCAAUUUGGGUUCAACCAUUGGAUCAAUGUCUUCACCAACUAGUCCAACUGACACACUUAGCUCAACAAUAGCCGAUAAUAAAGUCAAAUACCGUCUAGAAGUAUCACCAGGAUCAGGUCAACCUUCUUUGACUCCACCAAUUCCAGCAGCGCAAACAGGUGCAUCAAAUCAGCCAAGUUCAACGCCAACAUCUUCAUCAAUAACACCAGUGGCAAUCAUUAAUCCAUCAACUUCAUCCUCAACAACACCAACAAUCACAGCUUUCAGCAGUGUUAACGAACUACGACGCAAAGCCAAGGAACACUGCGACACAUUGUUAGCUUCAAGGGGUAGUUGAUCAUAGAAUAUGCAAACAUUUCUUUCUGUCCCUUUAAUUUGUGAACCAUUUGAAUAAUCAGCAUAAUUGUAAUUAUCUAUUGAACAUCGAGAUAUACUGUAAUCUUCGAUCAUUGUUUUCUUUCUCUAGUCUUUACAUGUUAAUCUAAAAGAAAAAAAAGGUCAAAAUUUCUGUAACUUAAAAAAACAUUUUGUUUACCGUUCAUGGAAAUAUUGUCAAUAUCAAAAUACUUUCAAUGCAAUCCAAAUGUAGACGAUUAGGAAAGGCAGCUUUGUAAUAAAACAUGCAAAGAACAAAAAUACAAUCUUUCCAAUUCCAUGUAUACAAGUAAUCUAAACUCUUGGUAAAAAAGUAACAAUUAAUAGAAAUGAACUUUUGUUUUAUCGUCAGAUAAAAGUCCUAUUUUCUAGUCACCUUCCAAUGUAUUGGAAAAUUGCAAAAUUUCUCCCAAUUUCCUUAGUUUCUCCUUAUAGACUUGUCGAUUAAAGACGCCCAAGAAAUUGGAUUAAUAUGCGCAAAUUAUUUCCUAUUGAUGGUUCAAAUCAAUCGAUCAAACGUGUAACCUGAUAAAUACCUGAAAAAAUAUGAAAAAUAAAGUUGUUAGUCAUGUAAAUAAUUAAAA